Lactuca virosa is the source of this 264-nucleotide messenger RNA. The record is from the annotation of a GenBank genome assembly. Lineage: Eukaryota; Viridiplantae; Streptophyta; Magnoliopsida; Asterales; Asteraceae.
CCCACCACCACCACCAUGACCACCACCAAUUUAUUCUCCCCUUUCUUGUUUUUCUUUAUCCCUACAUUUCCGCCACCACCUAACCCUCCCUCAACACCUAUAUUUCUCCACCCUUCCUCACCGCCCACCUCCCCACAAUUCAAUCCAUCCCCUCCCCACAAUUCAACCCACAAUUCAAUCCAUCCCCUCCCCACAAUUCAAUCCAUCCCCUCCCCUAAUACCCCCAUCUCCGUUUCUGAUUUCCGUUCUGAUAAUCUCGUUUGA